Molecule: messenger RNA, 1202 nt
Organism: Oncorhynchus mykiss (rainbow trout)
Lineage: Eukaryota; Metazoa; Chordata; Actinopteri; Salmoniformes; Salmonidae
Gene: mrps26
Product: mitochondrial ribosomal protein S26
Cellular component (GO): mitochondrial small ribosomal subunit
Source: RefSeq, a predicted model, not a curated record
AAGUUAUUUUGGUAACCUUGGGAAUUCUUCCGGGAUUUCUUUAAUCAACAUGGCUGCUUCGUAAAGCAACUUGUAUGUUUCCGUUAACUACAUGCACGCAUUUUAUUGAUAGUUGUAGGUAAAUAUUUGCACUUAAACUAUUAGAGUAAGCAGUCGAUUGUCAGUCAGUAUGUUUCAAGUUAUUACCAGAAGUACCCCGGUAAUCCGGCUUCUCGCCCCCCGUGGAGCCGUGCUUGUGGAGGCUGUCCGGGGUAGGAAGACCCGCACCGACCCAAAGGCCAAAUCCAAAGAGGGGCGCAUCAAAACGCCACCUCCCGUCGACCCGGUGGAGAUGGUGGUCCUCAGGGAGAGAUUCACAGAAUAUGACCUGAUCAUGAGAGCGCUGAGGCUGGAGUUCAAGGAGGAGAUGCUGAGGAAGAGGUAUGAAGAGGAGGUGGGCUCCCUGGCGGAGGAGAGGGCGAAGCAGGAGGCGGAGGAGCACCGCUCCCUCAUGACCUGGAACCAGGAGGAGAAUCUCCGCAUGCUCAAGAUCAGGGAACUGAGAGUUCAGAAAGAGGUGGAAGCUGCUGAGGUCAAGAAGACAGAGGCAGCCAUUCUGCGAGAGCAGGCCAUGGAAAGCUUUGUUAAAGAGAAGGGAGAGGAGAUAAUGCGGAUUCAGGAGGAGGCCAAGAGCUUCAUCAACCUGGAGAACCUGGACCAGCGUAUUGAGGAAGCCCUGGAUAACCCUAAGAACUAUAACUUUGCCAUCGACAAAGAUGGCCGCGUGGUGAAGAGGACUGUGCUGCAGUGAGAGAGACUGAGGAUGGCUGGAAGUGUAGAGUGAAGUUGCCCCUAGACUCUGAUCUGGAUUCAGUUUAUCCUUUUCCCCCACUAUGGUUCAGGUUAGGAUUGUGGGAAUGGAAGCUGAUUCUGGAUCUAUACCUAAGGGAAACUUCACCUCGGAGCCUUGGCUAGAGGCCUCAGAGGAGACUGGCAAGAUAGUGAGCUCGUUUGACAUUGUAUGCGGGUCACGACUGACUGAUCUACAAAUCACCUUGCAUCAUAAAUGACUACUCAUUAUUAUUUGUAGAUCAGUCAGUCCGUCACAAUGCUCUGGAACACGGGCAGCGUGGCCUUUUCUCAUUCCUCCACCCUCUCUCCUCUGUGACCCGGAAACCGUUAAGAAAGUCAAUAUAUAUAAAAAAUAUUUAAAAAAAUAAAAA